Molecule: messenger RNA, 2553 nt
Organism: Beta vulgaris subsp. vulgaris (sugar beet)
Lineage: Eukaryota; Viridiplantae; Streptophyta; Magnoliopsida; Caryophyllales; Amaranthaceae
Exons: 7
Coding region: 699-2318 (539 amino acids)
Molecular function (GO): ubiquitin protein ligase activity
Source: RefSeq, a predicted model, not a curated record
CAUUUGUAAGUUGUAACACACACACACACACACACAUAAACUCAAAAACAAAUUUGUCUCCUUUCCUUUCUUCUCUAAUAGUGUGAAUCAACCAACCAACCCCACAAGCCACAACACAACUUCCCUUUAUUUUUUUGACAACGCUUUAAUUCCAUCGCCUCAUUCUCCGAACCUUACCUUACCUUGCCUAAGCAAACCUCAUUCUUUUCCUCAAUUUCUCUCUCCUCUAAAUUCUCUCUCCUCUUCUCAACCGCAUGGUAACCGUCGAUUAAUCGGUGAUCAAAAACUAUUUUUUACUCCUUCAAAUUUAUUCAAGCUAGUUUGGAUUUGGAGGAGCUUGAGCAAUUGCUUUGGAGCAGGUGAGUUCUUUCCUCUCUUUGGUGCACAUUUAGUUAUUGAGUCAUAGGAUUCUUCAGCGUGAUAGGUGUAACCGGAUAAAUACAUAUGUCUAGUGUGUCUAUGGAUCUCUGAUUGUCUGUGUAUUGUAGGGCUGGUUCUUUUCUUAGGUUGGGAUUUUUGUGGCAGCUAACUGAGUAGUUACUGUUUAUCCAUUUCCUUCUAUUAGCGAGCUAGAGCUUGUUUUUGUAUUUGGCUGGGGUGUGUGAGUGCAAAUUCCUGUCAUCCUAUGAGUGGAUUUGUUCGUUGCUGCAUUUGAGCUCUGGUUUCCUGACUGGUUAAGGCAGUACUCAUAUGUGAUUAUGGCACACAGACACAUAUAUAACACAUCACAGAUAUUUGAAGCUGAGCCUGAUCAACACUGGAAUAUUGUGCAUCCUGAAGAUCCAUACCUUCACUUUGCCAGAACUACUUCUGCAGAAAAUGCUCCACUUUUCCAUCCUGUGGAGAAUGGACCAGUGGAUCGAGCUCAUUAUGUUUCUCCAUGGAAUGGUGCUACAAGAUUAAGUGGAUAUUCUUCGUCAAGCCAGAUGGUCAAUGCACCCCAUUAUCAAGCUGAUACUUCUGAUCCUUCUCGAGAUUCUAUCCACCCUUCUGCUGCUGGAAAUAUCUUUAUGGUUCCAGAAAAUCAUGUUCACCAUGCAUCUUCCUCAAAUUAUGGAGUUGAAAGCAACUAUUUUGAUCUUUCAAUCAGCAAUGGACGGGAUUCAUACAAAAGGAAAAGCCCUGGGAUCCCUACUAUCCCCGAGAGGGGCGGCACCAGUAGAUAUUAUAGUGCUGGAAGCUCAUCUGAUAUGUCUUCAUCAUCUGAAUUGCGCCAGGAAAAAUCAGCUGUUGAUACCCAACAUAAUCACUGGGAGACACUGACUGUUCCUACCAGUUACAGAACCAAUCAACUUUCAAUUGGCGGCGAAACCUCUCUCAGGAAUGUGAGAAGCCGACCCACAUUGGACUUGGAGUCAGAUGUGUUUAGGACCCAUCUCCCAGCUAAUUAUCCACACCAUCCCAGUUCGAGCAGACAUCCAAUUGAUCAUCCUGGCACCGUUGAUCCUAAUCAGAAUCCAAAUGUUCCUUUACCGGAAUGGACACCUAUUCAUGUGUCUGGUGCUCCUCAUGGAAGGACUAUAAUAUCUAGUAAUAUGAGUCAUGAGAGUAAUCACUUCUUUGCUGGAAGCAGCAUAGCAAAUUCUGCUGGCGAAAUGGCUGGCUAUCAUCAUGAGCAUGUUGCCAACAGAAAUUCUCUUUCACAUAGUUUGCAUCCUACUCCAUCUCAUACAAGGGGAGUUCGCAGCAGCUAUUCACACAGAUCCACUCCAAAUAGCAGAGCUUCAAUGGGAAAUUUGCGUAUGAGCCAUGUGGCUCCGUCUGAUGACGGUCUUCAGUUACUGGGAGAAAAUCAUACCACAAGACAUCCAAGACAAUUUGGCCCUGUAGGAUGGCGCAAUUGCGACAGAAGUGGGAGAUCUAGGCUGUCUUCUGAGAGAUAUCGUUUGCUUUCUGAGGAUGCUAGCGCCCAUGAUCGACUAACUCCCGAGGGUCUGAUGAUUGUUGACCGCUCUUCCCUAUAUGGUUCAAGGAAUUUCAUGGAUCAUCAUCGAGACAUGAGGCUAGACGUAGACAACAUGAGCUAUGAGGAACUACUUGAUCUUGGAGAUAGGAUUGGAAGUGUCAGCACUGGGUUGUGUGAAGACCAAUUACCCAAGUGUUUGACAGAGUCAGUGUACUGUUCAUCAGAUCAGUCGCAGGAAGAAGGAAGAUGUGCAAUAUGCCUGGAGGAUUACAGGCAUAUGGAUGAUGUUGGAACCCUAAAAGCUUGUGGCCACGAUUAUCACGUCAGCUGCGUCAAGAAAUGGUUAUCGAUGAAGAACACAUGUCCAAUCUGCAAGGGCCCGGCUAUGCCAGAAAAUACCAAGGAGAAGUAAGCUGAAGCUCCAUGGAUGCUUUUUACGUAUCUCCAUUCUUUGUAAAUAUGUCACACAUGUAAACAUCAGGAACUUUCCUCAAAUGAAGGAAUCUCAUCUAGAAGUACUAUUAAGGUUAUGCUUAGUGGAUCGAUCAAGAACAGCAGAAGUAGUUUAUCCAAGUGUUUUAUUGUUUAUAUCUUUUGUUGGACUAAAACAUAUUAGCUGAUAAUAAUAGUCGGUCUGUUUAAAUUAA